Sarcophilus harrisii (Tasmanian devil) is the source of this 1884-nucleotide messenger RNA. RefSeq names its product UDP-glucose ceramide glucosyltransferase (gene UGCG). The coding region runs from base 104 to 1288 and encodes 394 amino acids. The transcript is spliced from 9 exons. Gene Ontology annotation, molecular function: ceramide glucosyltransferase activity. Gene Ontology annotation, cellular component: membrane. Gene Ontology annotation, biological process: glucosylceramide biosynthetic process. NCBI's taxonomy places the organism in Eukaryota, Metazoa, Chordata, Mammalia, Dasyuromorphia, Dasyuridae. The record is from RefSeq and is a predicted model, not a curated record.
CAGCGGCUGCGGCGACGACGACGAAGGAGACGACGACGACGACGCGGGGAGAAGAGGAGUCGGCGGGCGCCGGAACGGUGGCCCGGGCCGGGCGGUCCCGGUGAUGGCGGUGUUGGACUUGGCCCAGGAGGGAAUGGCCGUUUUUGGGUUCUCCCUCUUUUGCGUGCUGUGGCUCAUGCAUUUCAUGUCUAUUAUCUACACACGUUUACAUCUCAACAAGAAGGCAACAGACAAACAGCCGUAUAGCAAACUCCCUGGCAUUACACUUCUGAAACCAUUGAAGGGUGUGGAUCCUAACUUAAUCAACAAUUUAGAAACAUUCUUUGAAUUGGAUUAUCCCAGAUAUGAAAUACUCCUUUGUGUACAAGAUCAUGAUGAUCCAGCUAUUGAUGUAUGUAAAAAGCUUCUUGGCAAAUACCCAAAUGUGGAUGCUAGACUGUUUAUAGGUGGGAAGAAGGUUGGGAUUAAUCCCAAAAUUAAUAAUUUAAUGCCAGGAUAUGAAGUUGCAAAAUAUGAUCUUAUAUGGAUUUGUGAUAGUGGAAUCAAAGUAAUUCCAGACACACUUACUGACAUGGUUAAUCAAAUGACAGAAAAAGUAGGCUUGGUUCAUGGUCUACCCUAUGUUGCAGACAGACAGGGUUUUGCUGCUACAUUAGAACAGGUAUAUUUUGGAACUUCACAUCCAAGGUCCUAUAUUUCAGCUAAUGUUACUGGGUUCAAAUGUGUGACAGGAAUGUCAUGUUUAAUGAGGAAGGAUGUAUUAGAUCAAGCUGGAGGGCUUAUUGCAUUUGCCCAAUACAUUGCUGAAGAUUAUUUUAUGGCCAAAGCAAUAGCUGACAGAGGUUGGAAGUUUGCAAUGGCCACUCAAGUUGCAAUGCAAAAUUCUGGGUCCUAUUCAAUUUCUCAGUUUCAAUCCAGAAUGAUCAGAUGGACCAAAUUACGAAUCAAUAUGCUGCCUGCAACAAUAAUUUGUGAACCAAUUUCUGAAUGCUUUGUUGCCAGUUUAAUUAUUGGAUGGGCAGCUCACCAUGUAUUUCGAUGGGAUAUCAUGGUAUUUUUCAUGUGUCAUUGCCUGGCCUGGUUUAUAUUUGACUAUAUUCAACUCAGGGGUGUCCAGGGUGGCGCUCUAUGUUUUUCAAAACUUGAUUAUGCAGUAGCUUGGUUCAUCCGAGAAUCCAUGACAAUAUACAUUUUCCUAUCGGCAUUGUGGGACCCUACUAUAAGCUGGCGAACAGGACGCUACAGAUUACGCUGUGGAGGCACGGCAGAGGAAAUCCUUGACGUAUAACCACAGCUUUGUGACUGUAUUUAAGAAAAUAAAAAAAAAAAAAAAAAGAAAAAAAGAGAAGUAUUAUAAAUUAUGUUUAUAUAAAUGCUUUAAAAAUCUACCUUCAAUAGUUUUAUUACUUGUAUGUUUUGGUAUCUGUUCUUUAAUUUAUUUUGCAUGGCACUUGCAUCUGUGAAAAAGAAAAAAAAUAACGUGUCAUCUUGGCCAACUGGUACCUUGUUUUGUACAAAUAAAGAAUCAAGAGAAUUGGUUCCAAGGACCCUUUAAAUAAGAGAGGAACAUAUAAUUGCUCUGCAGCAAACACUAUGAAAGUAUCCUUCAGUAGAGAAAGUUUCUAAUUGGCAGUAGACGAAUCUGGUAAAUAUAUGGGAUGAAAUCAUCUUUGGCCCACUGAGUAGCAAAGGACUAGAUGGUAAUUUUAUGCCUAUAUGGAGUGUUUAAUAUCAUUGUGCAAUAGUUCACAGUGAGAGACUGAUUAGUGGAGAAAACUUUUUCAUGCUUUAUGACUACCUCUUGUAGUUGCUGCAGAGCAAAUAUAAAUUAGGUAACUAGGCCUUGCAAAAGCAAAUAAGAAAAACUUAAAAAAAAAAAAAAAA